Molecule: messenger RNA, 342 nt
Organism: Emiliania huxleyi CCMP1516
Lineage: Eukaryota; Haptophyta; Isochrysidales; Noelaerhabdaceae
Exons: 1
Coding region: 1-342 (113 amino acids)
Biological process (GO): translation
Cellular component (GO): ribosome
Molecular function (GO): structural constituent of ribosome; RNA binding
Source: RefSeq, a predicted model, not a curated record
AUGCUGGUGGCGUGCAGAUUGGCCCUCACGCCAUCACCCCUCUCGAGGCUGGCGCGCAACGUGCUGCCAUUUGCCGCAGCGCGCGCACUACGGCCGCCGCCGGUGCGCUCAUGGUACAACAUGCCCGCCGCGCUGCCUCCGGAUGACGGCAAGCCGAUCGUCGGCGAGCGCCGCGCGCUCAUCACGCUCGGCAUGGUUGGGCGGACCUUCCUCAUACACAGUGGCAGAGAAUACAAGCGGGUCAAGGUGUCGGCGGCGAUGGUUGGCCACAAGCUCGGCGAGUUUGUGCUAACGCGCAAGGCGCGGCCCAAGCCCAAAGGGAAACAAACAAAAAAGAAGUGA